This is a messenger RNA of Caenorhabditis angaria, 275 nucleotides long. NCBI's taxonomy places the organism in Eukaryota, Metazoa, Nematoda, Chromadorea, Rhabditida, Rhabditidae. The record is from the annotation of a GenBank genome assembly.
AUGAGUCCAUCAUUUGCUUCUUCUGUCUAUGCUAGUAUUCAAGUAUUAGGUUGGGAUAUUGUUAAUAUAUGUUCACCAAUUAUUAUUCUAUGUGUUAAUUCGAAAUUACGUCAACAUGUUUCGGAUAUUUUUUGGACCACAAAACCAGAAAUUAUAACACCAGAGGCACCAGUUUGUAAGUUUUAAUUAUUUUUUUUUUUUCAUAUUGGAAAAUGUCAUUAUUUUUUUUAGAUAUGUUCAAUCAUUUGGUAUCGAGAAGAAACACCACUUUUUAA